UAAACUGUUUAAGAAUGGCUCGUCAGAACUUCAUAGGCCUUGUGGUAUCGCAGGGUAAAAUGAACAAGACCGUGAAGGUCCAAGUUGAGAGAAAGACUUUCAACAGAAUCAUCAACAAGGAGAUUAUGAAGAGAAAGAACUUCCUGGUGCAUGACGAAGGUAACAUUGCUCGAGAAGGUGAUAUUGUGCGUAUCGAGGCCUGCCGUCCGUUGUCAGCGAAGAAGAACUUUGCCAUUGCCGAGAUUAGAAAGAACAAGGGUUCCCAGUUUGCCAAAUACGACCAGGUUGCCAAGCAGCAGGUUUUACUCGAGGAGAACGAGAAGACCAAAGAGUUUUUGGACAGAAGAGCCAAAACCGAGCUGGAGAUCAAGAACAACAGCUCACUGAUAUCGGACCUGUCCUUCAUCGCCAAGGGUGUUGUGACUGCACAAGGCGAGCUGAGUGCCGAAGAGACAGAGAAGAUUGCGCAGAUUAAGGAGAAGUAUGGAAUCAAGAGCUGGCCCCCACAGAAGGAGGUUCUAGAGCUAGAGAUCCAAACCCUCAAGGAGAAGGUGAGAUCGCUACAGGACACAAUUGACUUUGUCGACCCAGUGCUAUCCAAGCUCAUGGAGGAGGAGUACGCUGCCAGGGUUGACGACCUGUUGAAGGAGGUUUCAAAGAAGGAGCCAUCAGAGUUGAAGAAGGGUGUUAAGAAGAACAUCUUGAGAAAGUACCUCUUGAAGAACCCGGAGGCUGCGAGGGAGAAGUUUAGAGAUGUGAUUGAACAAGUGAAGAGUCAGUGAAGUUAGGAUUCGUCGUUUCUUGUAUAUAUGAAAUUAGGAAGAGAAUAAAAUACAAAUGGCC
This is a messenger RNA of Williopsis jadinii, 843 nucleotides long. It is a transcript of the gene MRPS17, whose product is annotated as mitochondrial 37S ribosomal protein uS17m. NCBI's taxonomy places the organism in Eukaryota, Fungi, Ascomycota, Saccharomycetes, Phaffomycetales, Wickerhamomycetaceae. The transcript has a single exon. Gene Ontology annotation, cellular component: mitochondrion; ribosome. The coding region runs from base 15 to 782 and encodes 255 amino acids. The record is from RefSeq and is a predicted model, not a curated record. Gene Ontology annotation, biological process: translation. Gene Ontology annotation, molecular function: structural constituent of ribosome.